AUGUCCGUUCCUUCCCGCCUUUGCGUCGCCCCCCCUCUCGAAGAGCUUUUGGUUGCGCUAAAGGUUCGCGGAUCGUCGGUAGGCCAGAGCAGCACGGGAGUCGUCUGUACGAAGGCGGCUGGAACCGGAGGUCCUAAGGCUGUGCACUGCCCCGAGUCUCCCGAGGGAUGGGAUUCUGUCUGCUUUCUUGUUGUGCCGUCGAACUGCGACGCUGUGAAACUGAAGAUCCAACCCAAGUUCCUGUGCGCGCUGCUCGCGGAGGUAUUUAUCAUCAAGGAGGCGGCCGUUGAUUUCGUGCUGAGACACUUCAGAGUCUGGCCAGAACCUCAUACUGCCGUCGAAGCCAAGCUCAACAAAGUCUUCGAGGAGCAAGAAUACACAGAGGGCGGCAUUCCGUCUCUGGUGGUGCGGCAGGAGCUUGCAGAGGCGCGGCUGUUUGCAGGUCACGAGUUCUUUGUUUGCGGCCAGACAAAGGAGGCUCACCUAAUGAGGACGCUGGUGGCGAUCGGCAACGGUGUACUUGCCCCCAAAGGAGACAAUGCGGAUUACGUCGUCAUCUGCGAUGAGGCACUCCCCGAGGCUCAUGCGCUCAGAAGGCGGCUGGCGAGCCGCAACGAGGACGUUGUUGCUGCUACUCACGGACAAAAGCACGCUUCUUUGGUGACUCCAAAGUUCCUGUAUGAUUGCAUUACGCGUUGGGCCCUGGUUAGACCCUCAAGGCGCAGCGGCCACAUUCCCUUUAAGAACAAACAGCUGACGCGGAAAGCCACUGUGGGGCCCCCCCAAGAGCCUUCCUAA
This is a messenger RNA of Cyclospora cayetanensis, 798 nucleotides long. RefSeq lists its product as uncharacterized. Bases 1 to 798 code for a protein of 265 amino acids. The transcript has 7 exons. The record is from RefSeq and is a predicted model, not a curated record. NCBI's taxonomy places the organism in Eukaryota, Apicomplexa, Conoidasida, Eucoccidiorida, Eimeriidae.